Meleagris gallopavo (turkey) is the source of this 2757-nucleotide messenger RNA. NCBI's taxonomy places the organism in Eukaryota, Metazoa, Chordata, Aves, Galliformes, Phasianidae. The record is from RefSeq and is a predicted model, not a curated record.
ACGUUCUUUCCAGAGGACUUACUGGGUGCAAGGAGUUUACCUGAAUUCAAGGGCACUGUUCGAAGGAUUAUCAUAGAGAAUCCUGAGCAGGAGCCAUUAUCCCCAUUUCUUAGAGGGGGGAAUUUCUGUCCUGGAAAUAAUGUCAUCUAUGAAAAGACAAUAAGAAAAUAUGAACUAUUAAAUCCCCAUCAAGAGAAGCAGUACCAAUUUUCCCACCAGUGUCAGAUUCCACAGCUGUCUGAUCAGUGCAGUGCCAUCCAGCCCUGCCAGCAGCCCGAGCAGCCCCCAGUCACACAGCAGUGCCAGCAAACACAGACCAGCAGCCCAUGUGAGGUGAUACCCAUCUCUGUGACUGAUGACUGCAGAGGAAAUACAGUGAGGAGGGUGACAGUUCAAACCUACGAACAGGAGAAUAAUGACCAGCUGGACUGCCGCUACUUUGGUGAGCUCCUUGCUGAACUGAACCGCAAGACCAACGACCUGUACAGCUGUUUACUACAGCAUGUGGAAAAGAUAGGAGGAAGGAACCAUGACAUUGAAUUUACGAGUCAGACUGAAGAUAUUGAAGAAUUAAUUCCCAAAGGACUGUCUGAGGCAACAAAGCAGCAAAUUCGUUAUCUCCUCCAGAUGAGAGUGAUAUCGGAUAAAUCUUUGAGACUUGUGCUUUCCACUUUCAAAAACUUACGUGAAGAGCUCUGCCAUUUACAGGAUGACCUGGGGAAGCUAGAAACUGAUAACGUCUUACUUAAGAAGGAUUUGGCUUUUAAAGAAUCUCAAGUAAAAGAAUAUGAAACUAUGUUGUCUUCUCUGAGAGAGAAUAAUCGUCAGCAGCAGCAAGGACUCAGAGAUAGUGCUGCCAGGUGUCGGUCUCUGGAAGAACAGCUUCUUUCUCUUCAACUCAACGAAGGAGAAAAGGAUUGUCAGUUAAAGGAACUGGAAUACUCCAAGCGUGCCUUGGACCAAGAGAUCCAGAGUCUUAAGCUACAGAUCUGCUCCAGUCCAACAAUUCAGACUACCACAGAUGAACUCUCCAGCCGUUAUGUAGAGAUGAUCAAUAACUUGAGAGAGGAUAAAGACCGUGAGAUCCGCAGUCUUAGGUCUCAGUUGUGCCAAUUCCAGCAAGAUAUAUCAAGGCAAGAAGGGAACAACAGCGACUUGCAAAUAAAGCUGCAUGAACUGACAGCAAUGCUGGAGGAGAAAGAUGUUUGUAUUAAACAACAGCAAGAGGAACUCUUCAGACUCAAGCAUGAGAGAGCAUCAAGCAGUCAGUCCCCUGGUGUAACAGCUAUCAUCACGAAGAAGUACAGGAAUCAGUAUCCUAUCCUGGGUCUUUUGUCGGAUGACUACAAGGUUACAUCACCUGUCAACAAGUCACAAACUAUUGUAAUUGAGAGGACUGGAGAGAUAUGGAAACAUGGCACAGGAUAGUGUCAAAUCUGAACACAAGGUGAAGACUUGAGAAAAAUCAGCACGGCCAGCUCACAGCCAGUACAGAAACGAAUGAAAGAAAUCCCUCAGCCAUCCAAGCUGGUUAAAGGAGUCUACAACAAAUACCUAAAAUUGCUUUCUUUUCUGCUUUUUUUUUUUUCUUUUUUUGCCUCAGUAGAAGGUUUGGUCUGAUAGUGAGAGAAAGGCCAAGGAAGAAAUUAAGAACAGGAAAGCAUGAAGGCAAUGCAAGACAGUAUCUUGUCCUCAUCGUAACAAACUGAGGUACCUGUGUCUGUGACUUGCUGCUAACAUCUGUGCACAAAGUAUUCGUACUGUUUCAUGCACUUACUUUUCUCUAAGAAGAGAAUGGUAUGCCAUGCUGGUGAGGACUUCAGUAUUUCCUGAUGUGCCUACCAUCUGUUCUUCAGUCACUCUUUCAGCAAUCUAAAAGACAAAAGUAGGAACUCUGAAACAUUUUUGUUUCCUCUUGAUAGCAUUAUCCGCGUUUUUUCUCUCCUAUCUGCUUGUGAUUGAGAAGUGAGAGUGAUACAAAUCUAAGUCACACACACACACACACACACACACGGAAUGGCUGGUUUCAGUACAGACAGAAUCACAAAUUGUCAAUUCAUCUACUGCAGCCUGUUCAAGAUGAAGUAAAACCUGGUAAGAACUGUCACGGGGAAUGUUACUUGCGUUACAUCUGCCUGUCCAAAACUAAACCACAAAGGAAAAUGACUUCAUUUGUUCCAGAUAUACAAAACAUAGCAAUUGAAUUAGCAAAUGACUUGAUUUGGGCUGCUGCCAAUUCUGAAGAAUGUUACUGACAUCAGAAUUAACGUAUUUCAGGUACACCACUAUAAGCCCCCAAACCAGCCACAACUAUUUAUUUUGCUGUGUUUGAAAACAUCAAGAUCUCAUUAUAUUUUUAUAUAGAAAAACUUAGCUCAUAGAGUAUAUUUUAUUAUCAGACCGACCUACUAUUUACAGUUUUUUGCUCCAUGCAAGACUAUGGGAAUUCUCUCAUCUGAUUUGCUACAAAUAAUUAAACUGCUUUGGUAUAAAUAAUUAUGUAGCUGUCUAACCAACACAGUGUGUUAGGUGAGCGGGAGAAGUACUAAAAGAAAAUCAUAGGCAAAAAGCUUUAUGCAGUCAGAAGGUGCUAGCUGUGUAUCACAGGGUUCUUGCUUUGCUCUUUCUCGUGGAAUCAUAGAAUGUUUCUGCAGACACACACAUACUGCUGUUCGCAAAUAAUAUACAGCAUAGACACUGUUUAAUGGUGAAAGAACCCUGUUGGCAAUAUAUGUUAAAUAAAUAUAACUUUCUGAA